UCGAGUAGAGAGAACUCGUAUUUACAUUCAACCUUAAGAAUCUUUUUAACAUUUUAAAUAUAUAUUAUUAAAAAAUAUUUAGAUUUUUUUAUUAUAAGUGAGUUCAAAAUGUUGGGUAAAUUGGAAGUGGACAAAAUCUUUAAAAGAAAAUGUGGGAAUACAUGUCAAACUUCUACACAGUCGAACAAAAAACGUCAAAAGAUAUAUCAUCAGCAUGAUGAUCAUUCUAAUGCCAAAAAAAUAAUAAUAAUUGACUUUCUUAAUGAUGAUUGCCUGAGUGAAAUAUUUAUGUAUGUUCCAGUAUGUGAAAGACCAAAAAUUGCACAAGUAUGCAAAAACUGGAAUAGAGUUGUUCGUUCUCAUUGUUUUAAAGUAAAGAAACUUGAACUAUCUCAUUGGGAAUAUGAUUGUCCUCAAAACUCUUUAGAGCAAUUCAAAACAAAUGAGAAUAAAUCAAGUUUCUUAAGAUCACUUUUUGAUAAAUGUUGCAGUUAUUUAACAGAAUUAGACUUGGUAGCUUAUGAUAAUUCCAACAUAGUGCCUAUUGUUAAUGAAUCUUGUCCAAACCUAGUGAAACUUCGACUAAGAUUGAGACAUCCUUUUGAUAAUAAAGAUUUUAAAAAUGCAUUUUCACGUUAA
Aphidius gifuensis is the source of this 639-nucleotide messenger RNA. RefSeq lists its product as uncharacterized. Gene Ontology annotation, molecular function: protein binding. The transcript is spliced from 4 exons. The record is from RefSeq and is a predicted model, not a curated record. Lineage: Eukaryota; Metazoa; Arthropoda; Insecta; Hymenoptera; Braconidae. The coding region runs from base 109 to 639 and encodes 176 amino acids.